AUGGACAACGACCAAGUACAAGCGCUCGUCCAAGCCGCCGUGCCACCGCAGGCAGUGCCACCACCGCCUCCUCCGGUUGUCCCCUUCGCAGUUACUCCCGCAGGAGCUGGCAAUGCUGCAUGGGAUUUCACCUCAUCAACUGGACUCAAGAUCUUUAUUGCAUCCACGGCACCCUUCAGUCACCCGUAUGAUGGAAAAGAAGCAUUCCUUAAGGACUUCCUUCGCAAGAUCUACCAAAGGGCGGAAUCCUAUGGAUGGUCAACAAUUCUGAUCGUUGCUGACGCAUCAGGAGAACAGAGGAACAUAACCACCCAACACGGAUGCCUCAAGUUGACGGAUGUCCAGACGCAUGCCAUCACGUACCUUAGAUUGACAGGAAGGGAACAUCAAGCGUCGGCAUGCCUCCGAAAGCUUAUCCUCGGAUCAAUCACUCCCAAACUUGCGGACAGAUUGACGACUCGCAGCAAGGGAUACACCGUCGAUGCAUCAGCAGCGGUGGCUCCCGGAGUGAAUCCAAACGCUCCAGUUAUGAAGGAAGAUGGAACGUGUAUGCUUUUCGAACUGAUCAGGCUCGUCUCCGUCGAAACCAGGGCGACAGUCACAAUCGUCACGGCCAACCUGAACAAUCUAGAGCAACUCAUGGAGAAAGCGAAGUCAAACGUUGAGGACUUCGACAUCGCUGUGAGGGAUCUGAUCCAUCAGCUCGACUCAAAGAGCGUGGCAGUACCACCCAUGCUCCACAACCUGUUUGCAGGAUACGUGAACUGCUCCGAUACCGUCUUUGUCAGGUACAUUGCCAGGAAGCAAGAAGCAUAUGAAGAUGGAACGAUUGGCAUCACUUACGAUGAACUCAUGAAGAUGGCUCUCGAGAAGUACAAGAUCCUCAUCGACAAGGACCUUUGGCUCAAGAAGACUGAUGACGAGCAUGAGAUCAAUGCUCUCAGGUCUGAGCUCACGUCACUCAAGGCUUUUCCUGCAGCAAAGAAACCUUCCAUCUCGGAAGGAGGUGACACGGCGGCAAAGAAAGCUCAAAGGCAGGCCAAGUGCGCGGACAAGUUCGCAUGGAAACUAGUCGAGCCAAAGCAGGGUGAGCCAAAGGAGAAGACCGUGAACAACAAGGAAUACAUGUACUGCCCUUACCAUGAUACGACCAAGUGGGUCCUCAAGAUCAAUGACAAAGGAGUCGAUCACAGGACAGGAUGUACCAAAAUGAAGGAAGCAAUGGCAGCCAGCGCACAGGUCAAGGAUGAUGCCGGAGCUACUGCCCUUGCCAACGCCAUGGAGGACGUUGGAACAGCCACCGUGGAUAUGAACCCUUGA
Molecule: messenger RNA, 1320 nt
Organism: Seminavis robusta
Lineage: Eukaryota; Bacillariophyta; Bacillariophyceae; Naviculales; Naviculaceae
Source: the annotation of a GenBank genome assembly